CCGGAGUAUUUGAGGCGAGUGUUGGGCAGAUUCUAGCAGCUCGUUCAAGUUCAAUACUAUAUAAGCUAUCACAUUCCUCUCCACGAUUCAGGCCAGUACAUCGAGCUCAGCAUCAAGAUCACGUAUUGCACUUCUGCACGGCCAGCGAGCCGUACAACAAGCAAAGAUGGUAGGCAGGGGCCGCCACCUCUGCAACAGGGGCAAGGACCUGGAGCGACCUGUGGCGGCCGUGUAUCGAGGCCCGAUUGCCUGCGAUGGGUGCUCUGAAAGCGUGGCAGAGUUGCUGAGGAAGUCACCGGCCAACUUCAGGGUCCACUAUCUUGGUCCCACCGAGACUCAUGACAUCAAUGCGCAAACCCUGAACCACCUCGAUCUUUUCGCCUGGCCCGGCGGUGGUGACGACCAAGACGCCGAUUACUUAAAGGUGGCACAUUAUACCAAGGAAAUUCAGGAGUUCGUCAGAAAUGGUGGCCGGUACGCGGGCUUCUGCAUGGGUGCCUUCCUUGCGCAGGGGCAAGGCAGCAAUCAAACCUUCUUUCAACUCUUGCCUCGAGGGAGCUACGUCUCUUCGGAGAGGUUCGAGAAGGGGGCACAGAUCAAGGGUGAUGAAGAUACGAUCAUCUUGACCGACUGGACCUUCCACACUGGGCCGAAACGCGGCACAAGCGAGGACAAUCGAUGGCAAUAUUUCCAAGAUGGGGGUCAAAUCCACCUCGACGAGAGCACGCUACCCGUUGGCGCUUUUGUCCUCGGUCGCUAUACAUACACGGGCGAUCCUUGCUCCGUCAUUGUCCCUUACGGUGCGGGCUACGUAGGACUCGUGGGCGUUCAUCCAGAAGCAGACAAGAGCUGGUACGAAGACUGGCACGGUCACAAUCCACAAGGUAUCAAAUUUGACAUUGGCCAUGAUUUCGUCCAAAGCCUCUGGCAGGCGGAACACAUCAUCGAAGGGGAGCUUGCCCAUAAAAUGGGUGAAAGCAGCAAAACGACGACCUUAUCUGUUGAUGCCAGCCAGCAGACUAGGACAUGAGAGUAUCACCCGAAGCGUCAGUCCGGCCUGUUAAGUUCC
Messenger RNA from Acaromyces ingoldii, 1069 nucleotides. RefSeq lists its product as hypothetical. NCBI's taxonomy places the organism in Eukaryota, Fungi, Basidiomycota, Exobasidiomycetes, Exobasidiales, Cryptobasidiaceae. The transcript is spliced from 5 exons. Bases 167 to 1030 code for a protein of 287 amino acids. The record is from RefSeq and is a predicted model, not a curated record.